AUGAUUCGUUCCAUCCUUGCUGCACUCGUGGCCGCAUCUGGUGCUUUGGCGGCGUCCAUCACCGUUCAAGCCGGUGUGGGUACCAGCUUGAUCUUCUCUCCUGACACGGUGACUGCGUCUCCGGGUGAUACAAUCGUCUUCAACUUUGGAACUUCCAUCCCUCAUACUGCUACUCAGAGUACGUUUGACGACCCAUGCACCAAGAGUACCAAUUCGUCCGCUUUCGACUCUGGAACUAAGCAAAAAGGUGGAACAUUCACAUACACUGUUCUGGACAGCGAACCAGUAUGGAUAUAUUGUGCUGUGUCAGGUCACUGCAAAGGAGGCAUGGUUGCAGCUAUCAACCCUCCCACCAACGGUUCCCAAACAUUCUCCGCCUUUCAGGCUAAAGCGCAGGGUGGCACAGCGGUCACUACGACGACGACAACAACAACAGGGUCUGGCGGCUCCUCGACGACAGGCUCUGCUAAACCUUCAUCCACCUCAACAAAGGGAGCAGCCAUGCGCUCUAUCUCGUCGUUAUCCUCACUCGGUUCCAUGGCCAUCGUUAUGGUGAUGCUGAGCCCCAUCGCGUUGGGAGGUGCGGUUUUGAUUUGA
Molecule: messenger RNA, 597 nt
Organism: Cantharellus anzutake
Lineage: Eukaryota; Fungi; Basidiomycota; Agaricomycetes; Cantharellales; Hydnaceae
Product: Cupredoxin
Exons: 6
Coding region: 1-597 (198 amino acids)
Source: RefSeq, a predicted model, not a curated record